Molecule: messenger RNA, 1290 nt
Organism: Clarias gariepinus (North African catfish)
Lineage: Eukaryota; Metazoa; Chordata; Actinopteri; Siluriformes; Clariidae
Product: omega-amidase NIT2-like
Exons: 10
Coding region: 196-1017 (273 amino acids)
Biological process (GO): oxaloacetate metabolic process; L-glutamine metabolic process
Cellular component (GO): mitochondrion
Molecular function (GO): omega-amidase activity
Source: RefSeq, a predicted model, not a curated record
UCAGCUUACAAGUCUCUGACAGUGGUAGCACGGAUUUAUGGGUGUGUACCCAAGCAUGCGCAGCAGAAUUAUAAGUAGGAGAAAUGAUGUAGAACACCCUCACACCAACUCUAUUGUGGUGGAGAAGUCUCAGGGACACGGAAAACUGAGAGCUGAGCUAAGUGUAAACUCUUUACGUCUGCAAUUAGAAAGACCAUGUCAAGGUUUCGUCUGGCUGUGGUGCAACUCUUUGUGACAAAGUCAAAGGCUGUAAACUUGUCUCGAGCUCAGGAGCUGGCGAAGGAGGCAGCGGGUCAGGGGGCGAAGUUUGUGGUCUUACCUGAAUCAUUCGUCUCUGAUUUGGUACUAAAACAUGCAGAGAAAAUUCCAGAAGAAUCGACGAAGGUCCUGUCGAACGUAGCUAAGGAGUGUGGGAUUUAUCUAAUAGGCGGCUCCAUUGCAGAGGAGGACGGAGGAAAGCUCUUUAACACCUGUCCAGUAUUUGGGCCUGAUGGAAAAUUACUGCUUAAAUACAGAAAGAUGCACAUGUAUGACGUCAACAUUCCUGGGAAAAUCCGCUUUCAGGAGUCAAAGAAAUUAUAUCCGGGAAACAGUUUAUCUAUGUUUGAAACCUCGUUCUGUAAAGUGGGACUAGGGAUCUGCUAUGACAUGCGAUUUGCAGAACUCGCCCAGAUCUACACUAGAAAAGGCUGCCAGCUGUUGGUUUACCCCGCGUCCUUUAACAUGAUCACAGGGCCUGUUCACUGGGAGCUGCUUCAGAGAGCUCGGGCACUGGAUAAUCAGGUGUAUAUGGUCACGGCUUCACCGGCGAGAGAUGAGAGUGCCAAAUACGUGCCCUGGGGUCACAGCAUGGUCGUUAACCCCUGGGGUGACGUGAUUGCAAAAGCAGAUUCAGAUGAGUGCAUAGUGUACGCUGAUAUCGACCUGCAGUACCUGUCUGACGUGCGAGAACAGAUCCCAAUCUCAGAGCAGAAACGUAACGAUAUAUACACACUUAACACUGUAAACGAGGCCUGAGUCUGUGGGAUAACAACGAUCAUUUCAUCUGUCUCAGAUCUAUAUUGGAUUUGUUUUAAUUUUGCAUUUCAAAUGCUAUUAUAUGCAUUUAAAAGGCCCUUAACCCUCAACCGCUCAGAUGUGUAAUGAGAUAAAAAAAAUUUAAGUCGCUCUGGAUAAGAGUGUCCCAAAUGCCUAAAUGUAAAUGUAAAUGUAACUUAAUUAACAGUUUGAAAUUCAUUUGCAAACUUCUUGUGUUGCUGCUUAUUUGUCCUGUGCAGUAGACAGGUGUGG